Topomyia yanbarensis is the source of this 913-nucleotide messenger RNA. Its product is annotated as probable U3 small nucleolar RNA-associated protein 11. The transcript has 2 exons. The coding region runs from base 93 to 857 and encodes 254 amino acids. Gene Ontology annotation, biological process: rRNA processing. Gene Ontology annotation, cellular component: small-subunit processome; nucleolus. NCBI's taxonomy places the organism in Eukaryota, Metazoa, Arthropoda, Insecta, Diptera, Culicidae. The record is from RefSeq and is a predicted model, not a curated record.
AAACACAACCGUGAGCCUCUGAACGAAAACGUGUGUUUUUAUUUUCGCCCUUCGUAUCGCUCGUGAUCAACAAAACUAAUCGAUUGAACAUCAUGUCCAGCUGGAAGAAGGCAGCAAAAUCAAACCAGAAGGUGCACCGGGAAAGGGCACAGCCGGAGAGCCGCGCCCACCUUGGGCUACUGGAGAAGAAACAGGACUACAAACGGCGCGCCAAUGAUCAGCACGAAAAGGAUGACACACUGAAGCUGCUGCGAAAACGGGCCCUUACCCGGAACCCGGACGAGUUCUACCACCACAUGAUAAACUCGAAGGUACAGAAGGGUGAGCAUCAUGAGCUAGAACGGGACAAGGACGAGCAUACACCGGCACAAGUUCGACUAAUGGAAACGCAAGAUUUACGGUAUGUCAAUAUGAAGCGAACCAUGGAGGCGAAUAAGAUAGGCCGGCUGCAGGCUCGUUUACACAUGACGGAUGUUGCCAAUGAGACGAAGAAUACGCACAUUUUUUUCGUCGAAGACGAACAGGAAGCUAAGGAGUUCAGUGUAGCGGAACGACUGCAGACGCAUCCCAGUCUGGUUGGAAGAAAAACCAACCGACCUAAGCUGGACCAGUUGGCGAAAUUGGUGUUGGAUGUGCAGGACGAGAAGGUUAUUCUGGCAAUGAACGACGAGCGGAAAAAGUCCUACCACGAAUUGCAGUGUCGUGUGGAGCGGGAAAAAGAACUCACCAUUGUUCAACAGAAAAUGGAACUAAAGCGAGCUUUACAGGAGAAGCGCCUUAGAAAGCCAAAACAAGUGUCAAAGGGAACGAAAGAUCAAGCCCCAAUUUACAAAUUUAAAUACGAGAGGAAGCGGUAGAAAUUCGAUCUAUCAUCUUUUGUUAAAUGAAUACAUAAUAAAUCGGUUGAUACAUA